Molecule: messenger RNA, 2729 nt
Organism: Myodes glareolus (Bank vole)
Lineage: Eukaryota; Metazoa; Chordata; Mammalia; Rodentia; Cricetidae
Source: RefSeq, a predicted model, not a curated record
CACUGGAUCUCAGCUGGGCACAGCAAGGGAGCCCGCCAAGACUCUCAGUUGGGAGGGAACCUUGGAGCCAGAGCUCUUGAAUGAGAGCUGAAAUGGAGCUCAUCCCCAACCUAUCCACAGAAACCUUGGUGCUGUUGGCUGCCAGCCUGGUGCUUGUCUACAUAUAUGGGACUUAUCCUCAUAGGAUUUUUAAGAAACUCGGAAUUCCUGGACCAAAACCUCUGCCUUUAUUUGGCACCAUUCUUUCCUAUCGUGAAGGUACAUGGAAAUUUGACGAAUAUUGCUAUAAGAAGUAUGGAAAAAUAUGGGGAUUAUAUGACGGCCAACAGCCUGUGCUGGCUAUCACGGAUCCAGAGAUCAUCAAAAUAGUGCUGGUGAAAGAAUGCUACUCCAUCUUCACAAACCAUCGGUCUUUCGGGCCAGUGGGAUUUAUGAAAAAGGCUAUCACUGUAUCUGAGGAUGAAGAAUGGAAGCGACUUCGAACACUGCUGUCUCCAACAUUCACCAGUGGAAAACUCAAGGAGAUGUUUCCCAUAAUUGGAGAGUAUGGAGAUACAUUGGUGAAAAACUUGAGAAGAGAAGAAGAGAAAGGGAAGCAUGUCAACAUGAAAGAUAUCCUUGGAGCUUAUAGCAUGGAUGUGAUCACUGGCACAUCAUUUGGAGUGAACGUUGAUUCCCUCAACAACCCACAAGAUCCCUUUGUGCAGAAAGCCAAGAAGAUUUUAAAGUUUUCAGCUUUUGAUCCAUUUCUUCUUUCUAUAGUUCUGUUUCCAUUUCUUACUCCAAUAUAUGAGUUACUAAGUCUUUCCAUUUUUCCAAGACAAUCAGUGAACUUUUUCAAAAAAUUUGUAACAAGCGUGAAGAAAAAUCGCCUUGAUUCAAACCAGAAGACCCGAGUGGAUUUUCUUCAGCUAAUGAUGAACACUCAGAACUCAGAAGGCAAAGAGUCCCAGAAAGCUCUUUCUGAUCUAGAAAUGGCAGCACAAACUGUUAUUUUCAUUUUUGCUGGCUAUGACGCCACAAGCACGUCCAUUUCCUUCAUUAUGUAUGAGCUGGCCACCCACCCUGAUGUGCAGAAGAAACUUCAGGAUGAGAUUGAUAGAGUUCUGCCUGAUAAGGCACCUGUCACCUAUGAUGCCCUGAUGGACAUGGAAUACCUGGACAUGGUAGUAAAUGAAACUCUCAGAUUGUACCCUAUUGCUAACAGACUAGAGAGGGUCUCAAAGAAGGAUGUGGAAAUCAACGGAAUGUUGAUUCCCAAAGGGACUAUAGUUAUGAUACCAAUCUAUCCUCUUCAUCGGGAUCCUGAGUACUGGCCAGAGCCUGAGGAGUUCCGCCCUGAAAGGUUCAGCAAGAAGAACAAGGGCAGUAUUGAUCCUUAUAUAUACAUGCCGUUUGGGAACGGACCCAGGAACUGCCUUGGCAUGAGGUUUGCUCUCAUCAGCAUGAAACUGGCUGUCAUCAGUGUCCUGCAGAACUUCACCCUUCAUCCUUGUGAAGAAACACAGAUCCCGCCAAAGUUGAGCAGACAACCAAUUCUCCAACCAGAAAAACCCAUCAUCCUGAAGGUUGUGUCAAGAGAUAACCCAAUAACUGGAUCAUGAAUUUCCCUCAGGAACCAUGUUAUGUGCUUCAGGAGGGCUGUACGCAAAACACUAGCAAAUUUAAUACACCAUACAAUGAUUGAGUGUUCAAUAAUUCAUUGAAUAUGCUCAGUGUCUAUACAGAGUAUCAUCUAUUGUGUGAUUCAACAUAAAUAAUUAAGUGAUUGAUAGGUAUGGAGAUUCACUUUCUGAUUUUCUUGGGACCAUCUACACUGAUUACAAUUGAUUCCUUCCAUUCUGAACUCUAAAUGUAAUAACUGUUUCUCUAUAGUUCUAUCAAUAAUUUUUAAUGAAAAUAGGAACUAUCAUAUUGACUGUUAGUAAAAGUAUAUCAAAUUGUUUUUUGGAAAAAUUUUAUGUUAUUGAAAAUAUAAAUAAAAAUCUCUUUCAAAAAUAUAUGAUAUCAUUAUACACAUUAAUGGGAAAACACUUAAUCAACAAAACAAGAUGCUAAUCCUUUCAAUAAACAUGGUCACACAUUGUUUGAGCCAAUUGGGGAUCCACACUUGACUCUCAAGAUUGUUGACACUGUCCCAUUUUGAAAUGGCAUAUUGCUUAAGAAAUUUGUUCAUAGUCCAAUUUUGUAGUCCUUGAAGGAUUUUUAAUUUAACUGAAGUGAAAUGUUAAUAUUAUUUUUUUAGGCUUGAUUUAUUUUAUCAUCUUUAUCUCCUCUUACUUCUCUGAUAGUCUAUGUUUCCUCAGUCUUCUUUGGAUUGCAUGGUUGUUGCUAUUGUCAACUUUAGAGACUCUGGAAUAAUCUGGGAUGGAUAAGGACCUCAAGGCAUGCCUGUGGGUGAUGGGUGUUUGAGUUGGCUAAGGUGUGAAGGCCUACCUGCUGUAGGUGGUGCCAUCUGGUAUCCAGGACCAUAUAAGUAAAGAAAGGGAGCUGAACAGCAGGGACUCAUUACCAUCUGCUUCCUAAUUGUGGAGUCUUCUAGCUCCUGUCCCUGGCUUUCCCUCAAUGACCUACUCUCCACUAGAACUGUAAGCCAGAAUAAACUGCUUUCCCCUUAUCGUGCUUUUCUCAGGGUGCUUAUCAUAAUAACACCAACAUAGAACCAAUCUUGAACUCCUCCCUGUCCUAUAACAAGUAUCAUAAAUAAAAAUUGCUGGCUGAUCAAUGGA